AUGAGGGCCACUUCGAUUCUCUCAUUACUAUCAUGCCUCGCCUACUCACCAUUGGCCUCGGCAUGGAUAUAUACCUGGCACUCUCCAAAUGAUACGCUGCUUUCUUUUCAGGGGAAUAAGCCCCUGAGCUGCAAAUCAAUGAACAACCCCAUUGGCAAUGUGUUCAACUGGGAGCCCCAAGAUGGGCACUGGUGCAUUUUCAUGUACUCAAAUUCAGAUUGCGAUAACGAAAAUGUUGGCUAUACAUGCAAAGAUUGGGAGUGGGCGAGUCAUCCUCUGACGAAUAAUACUUCUGUGUUCCUCGCCACAUCCACAUCGUCAGCAUCAGCGACCAAGACUACUACCUCCGAAUCAUCUACAGCAACCGGUGCCACCUCCACCACACCCUCUGCCGCCACCGCCACAGCGACCAGCGAGCCAACAGGCUCAGAUAGCAAGGCUGGUCUAUCGGGUGGUGCGAUUGCAGGAAUAGUGGUGGGAGCUUUAGCAGCUGUGGCUAUUGCUGGCAUUCUUCUCUUCUUUUUGUGUUGGCGACGACGAAAGAACAAUGCGCAGAACAUCGACGAUACCCGAACAGAAUCAGCAACGGGCAUGGUGGAGCUUUCUAAUUCUCACCCCGAGGAAGAAAAGGCAUCCAUUUCAGAAAAGCCUCGAUCUCGACAGGAGACUCUACGGGAACUCAAGGGAUCGACCGCUGCGUCGGAGAUGGGGCCUGGGACCGAGAGGCACGAACUUCAUUCACCUGUCGUGGAAAGACAUGAGCUGUAUACGGAGAGAUAUGAACUAGAUUCGACACAUCUCGACGUAGAGAAGAAAUCUUGA
This is a messenger RNA of Penicillium waksmanii, 822 nucleotides long. RefSeq lists its product as uncharacterized. Lineage: Eukaryota; Fungi; Ascomycota; Eurotiomycetes; Eurotiales; Aspergillaceae. Bases 1 to 822 code for a protein of 273 amino acids. The record is from RefSeq and is a predicted model, not a curated record. The transcript has 2 exons.